UUUUUUAUUGUUUUUUUUUGCGGGAAAAACAGUUAGCUGGCUAGCUACUCAACCAAAAAUAACGUAUCGGUUUGUGUACGUAUUUCUGAAAUACCUUUUCUCAAACGCAUUCUUAGUUAAUGUUCAAGUGGCACGAACCCCAGCACCACACAGCUGACUUCGAACUGUCAAGAAUGGAGAGUUUACUUGUCAAAGAGAGUCCGCUGUUGUUACCACUCAACAAGGAGAAAACUGUCUAUGAUGGAUUUAUCACGGUUCAGGAGAGAGACUUCAGAAUAAGAAUACUGCUUCCACCAGAUCAUCAACUUAAACUGGCUAAGCUUCAAUGCUGCUGGCAGUUGAAACAGCUAUUGUGUGGAUAUGGACACAUAGUAAAACAGAGAUUACAUCACUCUCCUGAUCUAGUCAGCUUUGUUCUGGAGCUGAAGACUGUCCUGGAAGUGGCCCUCAAGUGCAGGCCAGAGUGUCGCUCCAUCCCCCCUCCACAGUACUACUCUCAGCUCAUCAUUGAGAUGGAGGACCUGGGAUGGGAUAAGCUGGUGUCCAUUGACACAGAGUUCCGCACACUGAGACUGAGGGCUGAGGACUCCUCAGGGCGACAGCACAUCGUCACCGUCAAACUGAAGCCCAAGCACCCUGUAGAGGCCCCAUGGUGCUCCGCAGACCUACCUGUUCCACUGGCCAUGACUUGGACACCACAGAGUUCUCUGGGUCAUGUUCACACUCAGUUCCUGCUGCUUCUAGAGUCUCUGGCUGAGUUUUGGGCGGUUCUAGAUGAGAUCGAUGAAAAGACCUGGGUUCUAGAGCCAGAGAAACCCAGCAGAGCCGACACCAUGAGGAGGAUUGCCAUCGCAAAUAACGUGUCCAUAAAAGUGGAGGUUGACACACAACACCCAAAGAUGUUGCCAGAGUGCUGCCUGCUUGGAGCUGAGCAUGUGGUAACACCUUUGAGGAACAAGCUGAAUGCCAACAUGCAUUUAUGGAACCCGGACUGCAGCAUCUUGCAAAACCUCCGGGAUGUUUUGGAGAUAGAAUUCCCAUCACCUGCCACCCACGAAAAAUCUAGUUUCAGUGCGGAGUGUGGGAUCUGUUACGCCUACCGUCUGGAGUCGGCCAUUCCUGAUCAGGUGUGCAACGACCCUCGCUGCGGCCAACCCUUCCACCAGGCCUGUCUGUACGAGUGGUUGCGUGGACUACCUUCCAGUCGCCAGAGCUUCAACAUAGUGUUUGGAGAGUGUCCCUACUGCAGCAAGCCCAUCACAGUGAAGAUGUCCACCCAGAAACCCUGAGAGCUGACUGAAGCCUGGGCAUAGAGCUAUAUGGUUUAACAUGAGCCUCAGCAAAUCCAUAAUACAUCUCAUCUAAUGUAUAUCGUCUCACUCACGUCAUGACACU
Oncorhynchus tshawytscha (Chinook salmon) is the source of this 1395-nucleotide messenger RNA. It is a transcript of the gene fancl, whose product is annotated as FA complementation group L. Gene Ontology annotation, molecular function: ubiquitin protein ligase activity. The transcript has 15 exons. Gene Ontology annotation, cellular component: Fanconi anaemia nuclear complex; nucleus. Lineage: Eukaryota; Metazoa; Chordata; Actinopteri; Salmoniformes; Salmonidae. Bases 120 to 1289 code for a protein of 389 amino acids. The record is from RefSeq and is a predicted model, not a curated record. Gene Ontology annotation, biological process: interstrand cross-link repair; protein monoubiquitination.